Cynara cardunculus var. scolymus (artichoke) is the source of this 1023-nucleotide messenger RNA. RefSeq names its product probable polygalacturonase At3g15720. The transcript has 8 exons. Gene Ontology annotation, molecular function: polygalacturonase activity. Lineage: Eukaryota; Viridiplantae; Streptophyta; Magnoliopsida; Asterales; Asteraceae. Gene Ontology annotation, biological process: carbohydrate metabolic process. The coding region runs from base 1 to 1023 and encodes 340 amino acids. The record is from RefSeq and is a predicted model, not a curated record.
AUGUCAAUUUCACUGCACUUACCGUUGUUGUUCACCUUCUCUUUGCAGGAUUUUUUAACGAUAUUCGUUUUGAGUUUGUGUUACAUUCGGUUUGGCCCUAGAACCGCAAGUUCGGCUGAUUUUGAUGUAACGUCUUAUGGUGCAAAAGGAGAUGGGAAUACAGACGACUCCGAGGCGUUCGUUCAAGCAUGGGCUGAUUUACGUAAAGAUGAGUCACCAGACCCGACAUUGGUCGUACCUUCAGGGAUGACCUUUUUGAUAAGCCCGGUGGCAUUCAAAGGCCCGUGUAACUUUCCUACCAUACAUAUUAAGCUUUUGGGCGACCUGACUGCACCCAAGACAUUGGAUGGAUGGAAUGGUUGUACCGAGAAACAGUAUUGGAUACAUUUCUCAUCGGUGAAAGGACUCAUGAUCGAUGGACCUGGGCAAUUUGAUGGCCAGGGCUCGAUCUGGUGGGGAAACGAUGAGGCAUCAACCGAAACCUGCCAUCGCCCAUCGGCUUUACAUUUUCAUGCCUGUGAUGGCCUUCGGCUGAAAGGUACAACACACAUUAACAGCCCGAAGCUGCAUAUAAGCAUUAACGGUUGCCAAGACGUAGACGUUGGAGAUCUCCGAAUAUCAGCCCCCAAAGACAGCCCCAAUACGGAUGGGAUUGACAUCAAUGAAUCAUCCCAUGUUAAUAUCCAUGACUCUAACAUUCAAACCGGUGAUGAUUGUGUGGCUAUUAACGGUGGCGUCUAUGAUUUGAACGUAACGGGGGUGUUUUGUGGACCUGGUCACGGCAUAAGCAUCGGAAGCCUCGGUGAAAAGGGUGGCCACGACACAGUCGAACAAGUACGAGUUGAAAAUUGUAACAUCACAGGAACACAGAACGGGUUACGUAUCAAGACAGUACCGUAUGGAACGGGGUACGCAAGGGGGAUUACAUUUCGGGAAAUCCAUCUGGUAAACGUUGAGAAUCCGAUCAUAAUUGAUCAACAUUACUGUAGUAAUUCUGAAACUGCUGUUUGCCCUUCACCGUAA